AGAAAAGGGGAAAAAAAUGGCGGACAGCCUUGCUUGGCGACCCCCAUGAAAUGGUCGAUCGACCCCAAAUGGGGUUGCAACCCAUAGGUUGAGAACUGCUGUUCUAUACACAGCAGAGUCAUCAAGCAUUCUAGAAUUGUCAUGGAACAUCCCCCUCCCUCGUGUUUUGCUGUUUUCUAGUACAAGGUAGUUCUUGACUUAACGACUUCAUUUAACAAUCAUUCAAGUUUAUGUCAGUGAAGAAAAACUGACAACUAGUCUUUGCACUUACAGCCACUGCAACAUCCCUGGAUUCAUGUGAUCAUGAGUUGGGCAUUUGGCAAUCAUCACAUUUUUAAUGGUUACAGCAUUCAUUUCAUGGUCACAUGAUCACUAUUGGUGACCUUCCCAGCUUCCAAAAGAGUCAGCGGGGAAGCCAGCAGGAAAGGUAAUAAAUCAGAGUUACAUCUCUUGCUUAACAACUAUUGUGAUUUGAUUAAAGACUGCAGCAAAAAAAUAAAAAAUAAAAUCAGGUUUGGUUAUAUGAUGUUUUGCUUAAUGAUUGCAUCAUUUAAUGAAUUUUAUAGUCUCCAUUGAAUAAGGCUUCUGGUUGAAAAGGAUGAUUGAUAGAACAGAAAUGACCAUGCCCAUCAUAAGUAUGCUUGUGGGAAAGAGGUUUUGUUUUUUUUUCCGAAGAAAGAAAAGUAAACUGAAAAGAUAUAUAAAAUGGUUGUCCAAAUAGAACUGAAUAUAGGGCAGAGCUAUUUAAUGUGUGGGUUAUUACUACACAAAAUAUGGACUAUGUUAAUGUGAUUAGGGUCAAGUUCCCAAAUUAGGUGUGUGAGAAACAAAUAUUCUGCUAAUGGAAGAAUGGGAAAUGGAAGAAUAUGAAUUUCCUUCAGCCACGACCAUUUGGAGAACACAGUUCUCUGUCUUUGUGUCAUGAUCAACUAGAGGGAGAAAUCCUGAUAAUGAUGGUAAUGAUUGUUUUAAUUCAGCUAGCUUCUUUUUAGAUCCUUGUAGGUUGACAUUGGAGUAGAAACUAGAUUUCAAAAAUAAUUAUAACUUUCAUUGAGAGACAUUAAGCCUUUUCAGGGUUAUCUGCAAUAUAAUCAGAUAAAAAUCAUCAAGUCUCUUAGACUUGAAAAGAUUAAACCAAGGCGGUUUUGUUUAUUAAGAAGGCAUUCUCUCUGGCUUGGCAGCUAUUCCUAAUGGUGAAUGAUGUACAAUUUUGGCUCCGAUUGCCUAGUACUGCAAAAGCUUUCUGUUUUAUCCAGAAACACUUACCUCAUAUGACCUGCAGUUGAAACUUGACCUUUAACAACAAGGUUCAAAGGGGCAAGCUUAAAUUUUUAAGUGUUUUGAGAACCCAUGUCUGUGAUCACCAACACAAUGCUGAAAGAGCCUAGCAACAGUAUAUAAUUCUCCAUUACCAUGGCUACCAGCUAUUGUGCUAGAAUUCUGCAAUUGUUUUGAUUGCUGGACAUUUCAUCUGUAUACUGCAAAUUGGAGAAAAUAUAGAUUUUAGAGAGGAAAGUGUGUGUGUGUGUGAGAGAGAGAGAGAGAGAGAGAAAGAGAGAGAGAGGGAUCCCCUGUCUCCAUCAAAGUGUGUGUGUGUAUACAUAUAUAUUGUUUUAAAUAAAUAAAUAUAUAUAUUGUUUUAAGUAAAUACCUUCACUAUUUCAUUCCCCAAAUCCCAUCCUGUUCUACUUUUUUCCAGAUGAAAGAACAUAAAAGCUGCUUUAUUAUUCUCAGGAUGUCUUGUCUUAUUUCCUUUCUCUUUGGAUAAUUUUGGCUUAAGCUUUGCUAGUGGGGGUGGUGCAUCAGCCUUCAUGUAGUGCAGCAGAGUUAAGAGUUUGGAUCCAAAACAUUAUUAAGGGCAUCACCAACGGCCCCAAUAUCCAUUGAGUGCUUUAAAAACUUUCAUACUCUUGGUCAUAAUCUACCUUUUGGGAAAAUAUCUUGGCCUCAAGAUAGUUCUAGUUCAGCUGAAUGAGAAAUUCACUAUUCACUAUUGGAGAUUCGAAUUCAGCAGAAAUUUUGUAAGAGAAUGUGCUCCUGAGCAUAUGCACACUGCUAAAGAAUACCAAGUAAUUAAAUCAAGUAGGUCCCAUUCAAAAAGAAAAAUGAUGCUAAUAUAGUUAUUUUGGAUAUAGAGGAUAUACUUAACCCAAUUAACAGGCAUUUGUUAUGUUUGAAUUAAAAUGUAGAUUUACUAAGAAAUAUGUUGAUCUCACUUUUAAAUUAUGUGUUGGAGAGAGAGAGACAGUUCCUUUGUCUCUUAACUAUAGGUAAUAAUAAUAAUAGGCCAGGUGAUGGACAGAGAUAGGAAUUGUUUGAGGAACCUUCCCAUUUGCCAUAGAGGUGAAAAGUGCAAAGAGAUUGUUUAAUUUUCAACAUCUGUAUGUACUCAUUUUAAAGGUGGGCAAGUUAAGGAAAUUCCUAGAUGCUCAAUGGUUAAUAGUUAUAAAAUUAGAUUAUGAAAGCCAUUUUACAUGGACAUAAUAGAUCGGAUAACUGUCCAGCCACCUCUCCCAUCAAUCUGUAUGAAAAAAAGGAGGAAAAUUAAUUUUAAUUCUUAACUGAACUCAGUCUGUACUUCCUACUUGUUUAACUUAUGAGGAAAAAAUAAUUUAUCAUUAGUUAUUAGGUACUUAUCAUGGGUUGUUUGUGUCAUAUACAGUUUGAUCUUGGUACACUACCUUGCGAGUAUCCUGUUCUAUAUAUUAAAUAACCUUCCCUUCAUAAAGAAGCCCUUGAUGGUGUAUUGUAUAUGCCAUAAUAAAAAAUACAGUUUAAAAGAAGCACAACUUUAUAAAAUAGCAAUAGCCUUUAGGCUUAUAUACUGUUCCAUAGAGUUUUACACUCUGAGCAGUUUACAAUGUCAGCAUAUUGCUCCUACUAAUCUGGGUCUUUAUUUUACUGACCUGAGAAGGAUAGAAGGCUGAGUCAACUUCAAGCCCAUCAAGAUCAAAAUCUAGACUGUGGGCAGAGUUAGCCUGCAAUAUUGCAUUCUAACCAUUGGACCACUAGGGCUCCUUAUAAGAGACAAACAUUAUGAAACCAAUCAUUAAAUAAAAAAAUUGAGUUAAAAUAAAAAAAGUAUAGAAAAAAUGUACAGAUAAUCCUAGACUAAUGACUACAAUUGAGACUGAAAAAUUCAUCAUUAAAUAAUAUAAUUAAAUGAGACAUUGCAUAAUUGCAGUUUACAACUUUCCCUGCUGGCUUCCCCAUUGACUUUACUUGUCAAAAACUGGCUUGGAAGGAUGCAAAUGGAAAUUACAUGACUCCGGAACACUGCAUGGAAAAAGCAUUAUGUCCCACGGUUAAAAACACAAAUGCUGUGAUAAAUAAUGAGAAGACAUCGUGGAAAGAUUGUGUCUAUUUCUGGCCAGGAUUCACAUGUAUAAAUGAAUUAGAAGCUGUGUUUCAGGAAAAAUGAUGAUUUUAAAAAGUUUGAAAGGAGCAAACUAGAUACAUUAGUAUAAUUGCUGCAUAAUCAAUAUGAAUUUUAAAGUUUUCCUUUGACAUAUACAACAAUCUAGCUAAGGUCUCUCUUAAGUGGCUCUCUUGAAAAGUUUUAGAGAAAUAUCUCAGAUAUGACUCUCACACCUGGCUUAGUCUUGUGGGAAUUUCUCCUCCUUGGCCUGGUUCUUUUCUUCCCAGGCUGCAGAUUGGAAGUUACAUGACCCAGGGCAAAGCAGGGGUGUUUCCUACUUUCCUUUCUGCCUGGCUGACUCACAGCCUGGGUCUUCUGUCUUUAUUGCUUCUGAUUUGCCUUUGCAAUCAGGCAACUCACUGAUCCUGCCAUUGACAUCAUGCAGUCCUCCUUGUCCUUUCUGGUUGUCUUCUUGAAACUUCAUGUCACAGGCGCUUUACGGAUACGUUUAUCUGGAGGUCCUAACUUUUGUGUGGGACGGCUGGAGGUUCUCCACAAAGGUGAAUGGGGGACAGUAUGUGAUGAUGAUUGGGAUCUGCGUGAUGCUGCUGUUGUGUGCCGAGAACUAAAUUGUGGGGAAGCCCUUUCAGCACCUCAUGGAGCCUGGUUUGGUGAAGGAGUUGGUUCUAUCUGGCUCAAUGAAGUACAUUGUGUGGGUACUGAGAGGCAUCUGCUUUCCUGCCAUCAUCGUGGCUUUCGCAAGCAUAUCUGCACCCAUGAGGAAGAUGCCAGUGCCAUCUGCUCAGAACAACACUUCCCUCUUUUUACUGCCAUUCCUGCCCAUACACCUUUCAAGAAAGUUAAAAUGGAGGCAGUAGCAACCAAAAGCCCACUUGUGUUACCUACACCUCAUGAGGAAAACCAUGCCCUAAGACUUGUGGGUGGCAAAAAUCAGUGUUCUGGCCGGCUAGAAGUAUUUCAUGAAGGGCAGUGGGGGACAGUGUGUGAUGACAUGUGGGACCUUCUGGAUGUUACCAUCAUAUGCCGAGAGCUGGACUGUGGAGAGGCUCUGGCAGCACCAGGUGGUGCUUUCUUUGGUGAGGGGAACAGUGUCAUCUGGCUGGAUGAUGUGCAAUGUCAAGGAGAAGAGUCAAAGUUGGCAGACUGCUUCACCAGUCCCUGGGGGACAAACAACUGCCGACACAGUGAAGAUGCUGGGGCUGUGUGUUCAGGUGCGAUGUCCCUUGCCAUGAUAGAAGAGCAUAUAGCCAUGCUUACAAAGACUGUAGCUCCUCAGAAAUCCUGGUCUGUGACACCAAAUCAAAUUCCACAUCCUAGUCAGAUUACAAGAAACCAGGAAGAAACUUUGAGUAAUCAAGAACUCACAGAGGAUAUUCCCAAAGAAGGUCUUUCUGAAAAUGGGCAGCAGCAGCUGCGACUUGUAGAUGGCCCUGAAUCCUGUGCUGGACGGGUAGAGGUAUUGUACAAAGGCCAGUGGGGCACAGUGUGUGAUGAUGGUUGGGAUUUGGUGGAUGCAGCUGUUGUGUGCCGUGAGUUGGGCUGUGGAGCUCCACUUCUCAGUCCAGGCAAUGCUCGGUAUGGACCAGGAUCUGGACCUAUCUGGUUGGAUGAUGUCAACUGCACAGGGAAAGAGUUUAUUAUAAAGCACUGUCAUUCUAAACCGUGGGGGAAGCAUAACUGCAACCAUCAUGAAGAUGCUUCUGUCAUCUGCACAGGGAAGUGGAAACCUCUGUUGUUUCAAAAACCAGCUGCUAGUUCGAAGGCAACUGAACUACCAAUCUCUAUCACAUCCAAGCCAGUAUCUCCAAACAAUUUAGAGCUGCAAAAUGUGAUGGAUGUAGCAGAGAUUACCACAAAUAUUCAGGAAUUUCCAGAUAAGUCAAAUAUAAAGUCUCUCAAUCAAUGGUACACUGAGGAUCCUUUUUUAAAAACACCAAGUGUGAAAAUUGAACUGGAGAAGGAGACAAAGCUAAUAAAUCCUUCAGAUAUUGUUGAAGCAACACUUAGUCCAAAAAUAUUGCAGCACUUGGAGGAAAAAAAUCCAUACAGCUUCCCUAAAACAAGAUUGUCCACACACAAAUGGAAAAAAGUAUUUAUUUUUUCCUCAGAAAAAAAUCAGCCAUCCUCCAUCACAUGGUAUACAGAAUCUAAAAGAGAAAUAAAGUCAACAACUCCUGGAUUCAUAGAUAAAAUAAUGUAUAAUUCAGAGAACCCACAGCAGGAGAUGGAAUCAGCCAGUUCUUCAAAGAUCAUGUUGUCAUUUCAAAAAUUGAGGGAAAUGUCAAUUUCACCAGCCAUAGAAUUUAAAUCCUUAUCCAUGUGGGAUAUUAAAUCAGACAGAGAAAUUGAAUUAGAAAGGCCAUCAGGAGCAGAACCACCUCUAUUUGCACAAUCCUUUAACUCUGCUGUUGAGAGAGUGCAUCCCAUCUAUUGGGAUAGCAAUGCUGAAGUGUCUCCAGCCACAAAGAACACAGAAUUCAGUGAUGUCUUCCCUGAAAAUCAGGAUAUCACCACUGCCACAUGGAUUCAGGCACCUAAGAAAGUCAUAAGUACAUCUGAUUAUGGGAGAAAUGAAUUGUUUGAAUUCUCAAAGAACUUGGAAGUCACAAAAGAGAUGGAACUGCCAAUAACCACAACAAAUUUUCAACCUGAGAAGCACAUGGAAACAACCACCCCCAAAGUCAUAGAUUCUGAAGAGAAAUCAAAUAAAGAAAAACAGGAAGAAUCAAAUACAGUUCCCCAUCCAGUGCAGCCGACAGCUACACCAGAAUUUACCUUUAUUUCCAAUGAUAUUUUCAACUUAAGUCAACUGCACCCAAGUCCAGGAACUAUGAGUGGGCAAUUGGAGGACAAUUUAUUCAACUCAGAAGGCCUGACCGAAACAUCAGGUCCAUAUGUCUCAUCUGCCAAACCUGUCACCUAUUAUGAACACUGUGAAUCAUUCCCAAACUGUCUUGUAAAGCAAGAACAAAGUAAACCAGAUCAAAGAUGCUGCUCAUCACAAGUCCUGAGGAACUUGGUCCAUACAAUGAAAGGUCUCCAUGGAGAACUAGCUUCUGUCUCUGUUGCCAUUAAGAAUCAAGGUUCCCAACUGGAGGCUGUAGCUCAUAAUCUAGCUGAGUUGUCAGCUUCUAUACGUCUUCUAAUUGGAAUAUUGCCAUCUCUGGUGCAGCCUGUCUCAUCCCAGUCCUUCUUAUUGCCAUCUGGGCAAGAUAAAAAUCAACUGCAAAAUCAACUACCCCUAAAGUGAAAAAUGUAUGAAUUUUUGUAAUGCAAGAUAUUGUUCUUCAUGCCACAUGAUACAGAGAGACAAAAAAUCUAUCUAGUGAAACUGUGCCAUAAAAUGGCUAAGAUCAACAUGUGUAAAUUUUACAGUACUAAACACGUCAUAAUCAGAAAUUGCUAUAAUUCCUAUGUCAGAAAUACAAAAUCAAAUGCAACUGAAUAUUAGAGUGCACUAAGAGAAAUUGUCAGAUGAAUUUUUAAGUAAUUGUACUGAAUGAUCCAUUUAUUAUAUGGACAACAAAUAGCUUCUCCCAGUGAGGAGACCUGAAGACUCUACUGGGUUUAAAGCUCUGGGAGACAAGAGAAUAAUUAUCUUGCUCAAACUGUGAUUGUCAUUCUAAUCAUUUUCAGAAAUUGAUUGUUAACUAUUUUUCAGCUAUUAGAAACCUUUGGAUUAGCCUUUGGAUUAAUGUUUUAUAACAGUGGGUGAGUUUCCUUUAGUCAUUAGUAAAGAAGUUUUAAAUACAAGUUUAAGAACAAUUUUUUUCUUGAAAGGCUGAUUUUAGAAAGUUACAAAUGAACUAAGCAUCCAGAUAAAUUUGAAAUAAUACUUUGGAAUUAAUUAUAAAAAUCCAUCCUUUUGUUUUGAAAAUCUUUUAAAAAUAUAUAAAAUAAGACUUUAAAAAUUGGACAUAAAUAAAAACUAGAAAGAACUAAAGAUUGCAAUUAAAGGAGAACAACACUCAACUUACUAAAGCAGAAUGAACAAAAUAUUUUAACAUUGGAAAUACAGAAGGAUAUUUUUGAACAAUGGACCAGAGAUUAAUUUUAAGAGUGAUUGUCUCUAUAAAUAGACUGUGUUUAAAAGAUGUUACGUCACUUCAAUUAAAAAAAAUGAAAAAGAAAAGGAUGGAAGAGGAACAAAUGUUACCUGACAUGACAUUAUCUGAUGUCUUUAUUUGUUACUUGUAUAUUGCUUUUAAUUAUUAAGAUAAUGACCUGGAUAAUUUUUCUUUAUUGAAUUUACAAAGGAGACUUGUUAAAGCUUGCAAGAAUUCUGUGAGAAGGGACAAAGAAAAAAUUAAAAGAAAUCAAGGAUA
Messenger RNA from Crotalus tigris (Tiger rattlesnake), 7704 nucleotides. RefSeq names its product soluble scavenger receptor cysteine-rich domain-containing protein SSC5D-like. NCBI's taxonomy places the organism in Eukaryota, Metazoa, Chordata, Lepidosauria, Squamata, Viperidae. The record is from RefSeq and is a predicted model, not a curated record. The transcript is spliced from 10 exons. Gene Ontology annotation, cellular component: membrane. Bases 3798 to 6629 code for a protein of 943 amino acids.